This is a messenger RNA of Diabrotica virgifera virgifera (western corn rootworm), 2887 nucleotides long. RefSeq lists its product as uncharacterized. The record is from RefSeq and is a predicted model, not a curated record. The transcript is spliced from 2 exons. NCBI's taxonomy places the organism in Eukaryota, Metazoa, Arthropoda, Insecta, Coleoptera, Chrysomelidae. Bases 1216 to 1872 code for a protein of 218 amino acids.
GUGUGUUUUUUUAGAUAACAACUGCAAAAGGAAACAUUGUAUUUUCCCACAAAGUUUGUGGGCCUGGAAAUAUAACGCUACAAUUUUUAGCGAGCAGUUUAAGCGUUGGCAUUGUCUCGCAUCUCCCCCCACUCCUCGUCGUCAGUGCCUCCCCCAAUCGGUAGGCCUUCUGCCCCGCUCAGGUCAGAUCCCCCAAUUUGUAGGCCUGCUACCUCGUUCCCCCCACAGUGUACUGCGCCUGUUCCUGUCCCAAUUUGUAGGCCUUCUGCCUCGUUCCCCACACAGUCUACUGCGCAUUUUCCUGCACCAAUCUCCACACCUGCUUCUUUAUACGCUGAAGAUGAAAAUUGGGAUGAUGAAUGUCAUCAUCCCUCAUAUUUAGAACAGAUAAAAUACAUCGCAUUAUCAAAGCCAAUAAUCAGGACGCCCCCUCCAAAAUUAUCUAAAACGGAGAAAAAAAUAUUUAGGCAUGUGGAGAGAAUUCGCCACCAACACAUGCCAGAAUUAAACAAGUUGCAGUAAGCAACUUGUUUAAGUUUAAGCACCUCUCCUCCUGCCUUUCAUUAUUCUCCCCCACUCUUCCAAAAAUUAUUUUUCAUUGAUAUGUGUUCUGUAUAUUUCUAGUAUGUCUCUAGUAUCUUUUAUAUACCAAUUUCUCCCCACACUCUUCAAAAAUUAUCUGUCAUUCACCCAUAUGUCCUGCAUAACUUCAUCGGUGUCGAUCGGCUUGUUUUCUCUGAUGUGGUGGUUUUUGCUUGUGCCCUGUAGAGUUUUAUAUCGAGGCAUUCAAACCCUAGAAGAGUCAUCAUCCAUCAUAGUUAGGACAUAUACAAUACGUUGCAUUAUCAAAACCGAUCAUCAGGACACCCCCUCCAAAAUUAUCUAAAAAUGGAGAAAAAAUUUUUUAGGCAGGUAGAGAGAAUUCGCCACCAACAUGUGCCAGACUUAACAAGUUGUAGUAAGCAACUUGUUUAAGUUUAAGCACCUCUCCUCCUGCCUUUCAUUAUUCUUCUAUGCCACUUCUCCCCCACUCUUCCAAAAAAUUAUUUUUCAUCUAUAUGUGUUCUGUAUGCCUCUAGUAUCUUUUCUAUGCCAAUUUCUCCCCACACUCUUCAAAAAUUAUCUGUCAUUCACCCAUAUGUCCUGCAUAACUCCAGCGGUGGCUUUUGCUUUUGCCCUGUAGAGUUUUAUAUCGAGGUCCUGCAACCCUAGAAGAUGUGGCGAAACCACGUAUGCCUGCGAGAAAGAAAAAAUAGAUUCUCCCAAGUAGAGUUCUCCCAAGUAUUUGACGGCCUAUUGGCGAAGAAAGGAGUUCCUCCAAAGAAAAAUGAUGAGGAGAAUAGUCUAAGUAAUCUAUUAAAUGAGAGCCAGCCUGCCAAUCCACCACAUAGUGAAAUUCAACUCUGGGCGUCAUCGGAAUCAACUGAGCCAUCCACAAGCGGAAAGAAUCCAAAUAAUGAAGUAUCAAUCGCAAACCAGUUUCAGCCCCAGCAGCCAACAAGACCGAAAAGCAGAGAACAUCAUCCUGGGAGUAAUAAAAAACAGGACACCAUUGCCAAUUUGGUAGUAAAAAUCAAAACAGACGAAGAUCUAGAUUUUGCCAUUUCAAAAGCAUUGGACAGAAGGAAGAUUGCUCAACAAAUUGUAGAUGAUUUAAGUAGUACAAUAAAGGAAUCGCAAACGUUGAACCAAAACUAUAAGAAGAAUCAACAGCAGACACUGGAAAUCGAUGCAGAGUUAAAAAUUGCUGAGCAGAACGUGCAAGCUUUAAAAGCGCAGAGAAAAAAGUUGGUAAAUGCCAAAGCAAGUAUGCUUCCGAAAAUUAAGCGAAUGAGGAAAUUACUGCUACAGGACACCCACCCCUAUAACUGAAAAAGCUUAUUUUUUAUACCUUAAUGUUUGAAUAAAUUAAUUUGUGUAUGAGUUGUUAUCUUAAAGAAAUGUAAUUGUUAUCUUAAAUAAAAACCGAGUUGAUGUUAAGAGGGGUGGGGCAUGUGCUGUAAAGAAGUAGAUAUAAAAGAAUAUAACUAAUCCAAGUGUGUACAGUAAAUGUAAUAAAAAAUGCAUUGCGACCAGUGCAGAAAAAAUUUCUCUAGUCUAAACCGGCAUAAGAGGAAAGUGUGUGGGAAACAAAAUAUGUGCUCAAUUCCAGGUAAAAACGUAGAAUAAUAGCUUCUGAACCACUAAGUAGAAAUGUGAGUAAAAUACAUCAUGCAUUUAAAAGCAGAAUUGUAUCUUAUCACGAGGAAAAACUUGACUACAAUACUUUUAUGGAAAACGUGCAGCCAGCAAAUAUACAACUUAUUGAGCAAGAGAUUGAAAAACAUGCAACUGUUAAAAUAAAUAUGGAAGUGUUUGCUGUAUAUGUGAUACCCGAUAAAGACAUAAGUGAUAUUAAAUCAAUGAACACUGAAAAUAGAAUAAUAACAAUCUCCGAUUUAAACAAUAUUUUUAAAGAUUUUACUGAUGAGAUCUUUAGCAAGGCCAGCGAAUUCCAGAAAAAAGAAAGCAAUUGAGCUAUAAAGAAAUGUUAUUUUUAGAUAUUAAUAUUAAUCGAUGUGCUCUAAUUAGUGGCAAGAAGCACUUGAAAUUACCACUUUCUAUUAUCAGGAAACAUGCUGUUCUUAAUAUUCAGAAUAAUGACGAUGCAUGUUUUUUGUGGUGUAUUAUGGCGGCCCUUUUUCCUAGAGAAGGGAAUCCUGUAACUCCAGACUCAUACCCUGAUUAUAAAGAAAACUUAAAUGUGGACAACAUCGAGGUACUCAUGAAGUUAAAAGACAUUUCAAAAUUUGAAGUGAUGAACAAUAUAUCGGUAAACGUGUUUGGACUUUAUUUUUACUAGGUCUUAGAUAUGAUGCACAGAUCUAAUUAAAAUUAGAUAAAUUCA